CUGGUGUUUAUUGGCAAGAUAUAACAUUCACGCUUGUAUAACCAUCAUUCGAGUUUGAAAAGCACUUUAUAUAAUCUACAUUCAAAGGAGAGCGAUACUAGGAGGAAGCUCUCAUCAUGUUUCGCAAUACCUUUCAGUCCGGAUUUCUGUCGAUAUUGUACAGUAUUGGCUCAAAGCCUUUGCAAAUCUGGGACAAAAAGGUUCGAAAUGGUCACAUCAAGCGAAUAACUGAUAAUGAUAUUCAAUCGUCUGUUCUUGAAAUCAUUGGUACAAAUGUUUCGACAAACUACAUUACUUGUCCAGCUCAACAAAAUCGUACCCUGGGAAUCAAACUUCCUUUUCUUGUUAUGAUUAUUAAAAACUUGAAAAAGUAUUUUACAUUUGAAGUUCAAGUUUUGGAUGACAAAAACGUUCGAAGACGAUUCAGAGCCUCAAACUAUCAGUCCACGACACGCGUCAAACCAUUUAUAUGCACUAUGCCAAUGCGACUUGAUGAUGGAUGGAAUCAAAUUCAAUUUAAUCUAAGCGAUUUUACUCGUCGUGCUUAUGGUACAAACUAUAUAGAAACGCUGCGUGUGCAGAUUCAUGCCAAUUGCCGCAUUCGCCGCAUUUACUUUUCCGAUAGGCUGUAUUCGGAGGAAGAGCUACCACCAGAGUUUAAACUCUUUUUGCCAAUUCAAAAACAAAACUAGACAGCCAUGACCAAAUGCUUGGUGUUUGCUUAUUUGGAUUUAUUGUUUUCAAAAUGUCGGCAACUUUUUGAUGAAUAAAUUAUCAAGUAUCUUG
This is a messenger RNA of Batrachochytrium dendrobatidis JAM81, 786 nucleotides long. RefSeq lists its product as uncharacterized. The coding region runs from base 117 to 692 and encodes 191 amino acids. Gene Ontology annotation, biological process: positive regulation of cell motility; cilium assembly; regulation of cilium beat frequency involved in ciliary motility. Lineage: Eukaryota; Fungi; Chytridiomycota; Chytridiomycetes; Rhizophydiales. The transcript has 4 exons. The record is from RefSeq and is a predicted model, not a curated record. Gene Ontology annotation, cellular component: ciliary basal body; motile cilium.